CGUCUACGUCAUUUUCACAAUGGCGGAGGCUGGGUGAGGAGGAUAGUGUGUGUGUGUAAAGCGGCGCCGUAAUCGUCAGAGCUACUUGCCCGUAAUACGUGCACGGUGCCCGAAAAUGGCCCUCAACCCCAACGCGGUUGUUAAAAGGGACUCAGGAUGCAGCGGGACGGGCGAUCUCCACCCGGAGGGCGGCGAGCCCCACAAGAAUUCAACCGCCACCUCGGCCACAGUCAACCAAAAUGGCGAUCAGCCUGGAUGUGGAGACGGUGUAAUGCCCGAACAAGAAGCCCCUGAGCGGCGGAGGAGCGUGCAGGCGGACGCCCGGAGCUUCAGCAGCUCUCCCGUGCCAGUCCAAAGAUCGAGCGAAGAGCUGCCACGGAAGAAUUUCCAAAUCCCGAGGAAGAUAAAAGAGCGGAAAGGCUUGUACCAGUUCCUUCCGCCUGACAGCCGGGAAUUUGAGGACCUCGUGAAGAUUGUGUCCUCGUUUUACCUGGACGCGUCUUCGCGGGGAACCUUCACCUACUGCAAGGCCAGGCUGAUUCACAACGAACUGCUGGAGAAGGAGUUCAUCGAGAAGCGGAGAGAGAUGAAGCAGGAGGGCCGGACCGAACAAGAACUCACCGAGUCGUACUGCUUCCUCUAUCCAGACAAAUCCAAGCUCCAGUGGACCUGUGAGAAGGGUUUGUCGGUUGGACACUGUAAGAUUACUACACUAGGAAACCCAGCAGCAGGUGUUUAUCUCUCCAAAUAUUCUGAUCUGCUACAAAUCAAUCCUUUCGAAGCUGGUGCGUCUGGAGACAUGAUAGUUUUUAAAGUCAUGAGGGGGCGAAUAAAGCACAUCCACGAGAUCAUGCCUAAGAACGCAAUAGAGCCCACGCCCAAGUUUGACUGUCACAUGUCCAAAAGUGCCAACAGGGUCACGUCCUUGCUGUCCUACAGAGCUUUUGAGCUCACGCAGCAAUACUUUUUCGAGUUUGCAUUUGAGGAGAUCAAGGCGCGGCCCAGACAUGUGUGUCCCUACGCUGUGGUUUCCUUUCAGUACAAAGGCAAGGAGGCUGCAGCGACUCCUAUGACUGCGCACAGGUUUAACACUAUUUCCCGAGAAGGAACUACAGGGAGGAGCUGCUACACUGUGUGGAGUGGUCCACUGGUGAAUAAGGGCCACGAGUUAUUCCCAAUCUGUUUACGAUCUUCCUCGCGCCCCUACCUUCCUUUCAAACUACCUGAGAAGUUGGAGGUGGAUCAGGGCAUGCAGCUGGAGCAGGUGAAGCGAAAGAUUCCCUCCGUGCUCUUUUCCUGGGACACCUACAGUAUAUCACGUGAAGUAAUGAAAUGCGGGAUGUCCUGCAGCCUGUUUGAGGUGGUGGACGGGAAAGGCAAACCGAGCAGCGGCAGUCUGGCAGCGCUGGUCAACAAGCUGGAGAGGGACCGCAUGGUGCUGGUGAAGUCCUUGUUCGACAGGGGCUUUCUCUUCCUCUUGUCCUCAUCGCAGAUGGCUGAGUCCAAAGAGCGGCGGGGGCGUGCGGAGAGGAACCUGCAAGCAUUAUUCAUCUUUCAGGAGUCAAGGAUGGUUGUGAAGUAUUCAUCCAGACUGUUUGAGCCAGAGCCGCUGACGGUGGAGCCCCAGCCAGCUAUCCUUUCCUCCACUGAGCCUUUCAUCCCUGCACUGCACUAUGCCAUGUACAAGCUGCGCCCCAACCCGGGAAAGGACCUGAGCUCCGGGGUGGAGCGGCAAGCCACCGAAUACCUAACUCGUAGGGAGUCGGGCACAGUGAGGCCGUUCAUUUUGCCCGACUACAAAUACAACGUGGACGAGAGGAUGAACCCCGUCCCGGUGCACAGACCCAAGUUUAACAUGGACGCUGUGCUGCGCUCCUACGUCCACAACCCCGCCAACUACAUUUUACCUUUGAACAAGGCCAAGGACAUCAUCGAACGAAUACGGAACCCCGCACCCAUACCAGUGCUCACGCCGACAGUAACGCCUACGCCGACGCCGACCCCCGCGCCAACGGAAUACAGCCCUGUUUCUGACUGGGGCGGCUCGGACAGAGGCUCGGACAGAGCAGACAGACCCCAAGAAAGGCCGUCACAGGAGAGGCCGCCUGCGGAGAGGCCAACUCAGGAGAAACCACCCCCAGACAACAGCAGCAGCAGACGGAGGACAGGGUCGGCCCACUCGAAUGGGGCCCAGUUGCAACAGAAGCCUCACAGUGAGCCUCAACCUCAGACUCAGCCUCAGACUCAACCUCAGCCUCAGCCUCAACCUCAACCGCAGCCCCAGCCCCAGCCUCAGAAGUUGCGGCAGAACGUGUACGAUAAAGACAAAAUGAAGCAGCUGCUUAAGCUCAUUCAGCUACAUAAGAAAGCUCUCGUGAAGGACCCUUCGAAGGAACGGGGAGAGGAGGACGGCUGGGACGCCAACAGCUUAAAAAGGAAGUUCGACGGGGAGGAGAGGGCAGACGCCAACAAGCACCAGCGCACGGAUCAACUGAGCAACGGCGAACCCAGCAGAGGAGUACAAGCAGACGAGAUGGGAGACGAGGGCGGACAGAACGACAACCUCACGGCAGUGAUGGAAAGCAUGGGCAUCUAUGACACUGACCUGAGGUCCCGGGACAACGCCAAUGCUUCAGCGGUCAACGAGACCCAACGCCUUCUCAAGAUCCUCCUCGCCACGCUCAAUAAAGCCGUGGUCAGAGGUUCGACGUCGAACCACGGCGAGCCGUCAAUGGGCUCGGGGAGAGCGGAGCCAGCUCUGGCCGAGCCAGAUCUUAGAAAAGUAAAUGAGCCAACACAAACAGCACAAACAAACUACACGGAGGAGGACAUGGACUGUAGCCCUUGUAGUCCAUUCAGUACGGGUUCCCCAGCAGAGCAAGCGCAAACCUCAGAUAACACAUCCUGGGACGCCCCCGCCAAUGAAGAAAAAGCUCAGCCUUUUCCUCAGCUGAAGCCGGAACACAAGUCCGAGGGUCCGGAGGGUGUGACGGUGCCGUACAGCGAACCGGAGCCCAAGACGCCCGCGGCGGUCGAAGAGAUAAAGGCGGCUGCGCCCACGUUACCGGUUGCAGAGGAGGUCACUUUCAGGCCCUCCAUUAGCCUGGACACCAUCCUGAACCAGGAAAUUCACAGCCUAACGUCUGACAUUAAAAAUAUCAUGCAGACUUACAGCAUCUGCUAUACCUCGCAGCUGCCCCCGCGGUUGCCGCCCCGCCACUGCUGGCUGCCCAACAGCUGCUUCUCAGAUUUCGUUGCGCCCUACGUCUCCCCCGUGUCCGUUCAGGGGCAUGUUAAAGCCCUGAGCGAGAAGAUGGACAAGUUGAUCCCGGCCCCACCUGCUCCCACCAAGGUCACUUCCCCGCCUCCCACGGUGACGACGACCAAUCUUACGCCGCCGCCCCCUGCGCCCGUCGAGACUUCCAAAACUAAAGAGGAGCCCCCCCUGAACAAGGUCGCCGCCCCCUCUCAGAGCGAUAAAACUGGCACCGUCAAAGACACUGCUUCCAGUAAGGCUAAAACGGAAGCCGCGUCAACGGAGGUGAAGGCUGAUGCCUAUUCUCCCACCCAAGUGACACCGAGCUCUCCAGACGGAAACUCUCAAAACCCAGGUUCUACUUCUGGCAGCGGGUCCACCCUGCUGGCCGGCAGCCUGAUAGGUCAGCUGAAGCCGGAGGUUUUCAGCAGCUUGGUGGAGAUUUUUAAGGACGUCACCAAGAAUACUGUCAAAUUCUACAUCUAUUCUGGGGACGAGGGCGAGGAGAGCACUGUCUGCAAGGAGAUCAAGGAGUACUUGAAAAGUCUCGGCAACAGCGAGUGCAGCCCGCAGACGUUUCUGGAAAACAGCGGCAACCUGGACAAGCUGCUCAUCAUCAUUCAGAACGAGGACAUCGCCGCACACGUGCACAAGAUCCCGGCUCUGGUGUCUUUGAAGAAGCUGCCCUCGGUGAGCUUUGCUGGAGUGGACUCUCUGGACGAUGUCAAGAACCACACCUACAACGAGCUCUUUGUGUCCGGAGGCUUUAUGGUGUCGGACGAGUUCGUCCUCAACCCUGAUCUCAUCACGCAAGAUCGCUUGCAAGGGCUGCUGAAGUUCUUGGAGGAGCAGAGCACCCCUGAACACCCCUGGCAGUGGAAGGUGCACUGCAAGUCCCAGAAGAAGCUUAAAGAGCUGGGCAGGUUGAACUCAAAUGCCAUGGGUCUCUUGAACCUUCUGACAGCCUAUCAAAAGAAGCACUUGGUGGAGUUCCUUCCUUAUCACGAGUGUGACACCCAGUCACGUCAGGCUCCAGAUCUGGAUUGCCUCAUCAAGCUCCAAGCUCAGCACACGCAACAGCGGCACCUUAUCUUCCUCACGGAGAGGCCAUUUGAGAUGUUCCUGCAGUAUUCCAGAAAUGGAAUAGUGAUAGCGAGCAUUGAUGAUGUUAUGAGCGGUUUCCACAGUUUGAUUGGUUCCAUCAAUCAGAAUGAGCUUCCCACGCCUCCGUCCACCGUAGUGAAUGAUGAGUGUGUGGAAGAGGAGGACAUGUCGUUAGAUUCUGAUGAUGGCGAGCCACAAACCAUGGCGGAUCCUCCAAAGCUGAUCCAGGGAGUUGGAUGUCCGUGUCCGCCCCCUCCGGACAUGGACGAGUUUCGUCCUCCGCUCCCGGACCGCCAAGUCACGCCGGAGAGCACUCCAUCCCUGUCUGACUAUUGUGCACUCAAAACAGCCAUCUCUCAGUUCAAAGCCACCAACCAGAUAGGUAUGGGCCCCUCAGACAUAGGCAGCUUAUCACCGGGAGGUUUCCCUGUCAACCCCCACCAGAGCUUCCUGUGCCCUUCGGCUUCGUGGUCGUCCUACGCGGGCUCCUCCAGCUACGCCGCGUCCCCCGCCUACCCCGCCUCGCCCUGCAGCAGCACACAGGAGCAGGACUACCGGCCCCUGACUACGGCUUCUUCCACAGUCCCAACCCCACCUGUCAUGGCGACGGCAGGACCUUUAGCCAACCUGGCUUCCCUCCCGCUGGAGGUCAAACCCCCCCCUCCGCCUCACCUCAUGAUGCUCGGUCACACGUAUUCCUCAGACACUGGAGGGGCGGGGCCUCCGGGAACUUCUCCGCUCACCACCGCUCCCCCCUACACAGACCAUAAGGAUGCAGCCCAGCCGGCUUACAUGGCCGGCAUUCCUAAAAACGCCAUCGGGACCCCCACACAACACGACAGGACACUCAGUGGACCUGGGGAGGGCGUAUGGGCAACGGGGACCACCACUUGUGAGACUGCCAGCAGUCAGGGUGUGGUCACAUCUUGCCCAAUGGACCCUAGCGGACUCCCUAAGACUGGUGAAACCCUAAUAGGAAGCACCCCUGGUAAUCACAGGGGCAGGACUCAGGUGAACUGCGCUGACAGCCUCGGAUCUCAUGUGGGCAUUCCCACAGGGGCCACUAGAGGGGGACCUGUACUAAGACCAAAGCUGCCUCCACAUCCAAUGUGUGGAGUAGGCUAUGGUAGUAUAGGUGGCAUCCCCGGACACAUGAAUCACGGACCUAUGCGGGGUGCUAUGGGUCCUAGUUCUAUAGGGACCUACAGAGGGAGAGGAGCCCCACCAGGAGGACCUUGGCCUCGACUAGGACGAGGACAAGAGCGAGUGGAUGGGACUGGAGGCGGUCACUGCUCUUGGUACCCAGCAGGACGGGGCGGGCCACAGGAUUACUACACAGACUACACAUACUCACACAACUAUGCCCCUGAAUAGACAAUCAACAGGAUCAAAGGGGGCAAUGCAAACACAAGAGACUAUAUGAGCUGAAUGUAUAUAUUUCCUUGUCAUAAAUGCAUUGGUUUAAAUCCGUAAAUAAGGAUCCUGGUUUUCUACAUUAAUAGGAAUUGAUACAGGCAGUGCCGAGUGUCCUACUGUCGUGUAAACUGUCUGUACACUUUUUCCAUGUGAGUUAUUUGAGACCCUGUUCAAACCACUAUAUUUAUAUUUGCCAAGAAAUGUUAAUGGCCUUCCAACUUCUCAGAAAUGAUCCAUAUUAUUUCUGUUGUGCUCCGCUUUUGAAACGGUUUGUGAACAAGGGGAAAGGCUGAUAUUUUUUUAAGGAAAAAAACAAAACAAACGAGUGAAUGAAGUUUCACUUUUGCUGUCGGUUUUCUUUCUUUUUUUAUUUGACAUAUUUGGUUGUCCGGAAUUCAAUUAAAAUAUUUCAAAUCUCUGGUGUGUGUGAUGGGUUUGAUGACGGUGUCGAGCAAACCAUUAAACAUAUAAAUCACA
Molecule: messenger RNA, 6253 nt
Organism: Mugil cephalus (flathead mullet)
Lineage: Eukaryota; Metazoa; Chordata; Actinopteri; Mugiliformes; Mugilidae
Gene: tasorb
Product: transcription activation suppressor b
Exons: 23
Coding region: 116-5734 (1872 amino acids)
Biological process (GO): negative regulation of gene expression, epigenetic; protein localization to heterochromatin
Cellular component (GO): heterochromatin; nucleoplasm
Molecular function (GO): chromatin binding
Source: RefSeq, a predicted model, not a curated record